Molecule: messenger RNA, 666 nt
Organism: Symbiodinium natans
Lineage: Eukaryota; Dinophyceae; Suessiales; Symbiodiniaceae
Source: the annotation of a GenBank genome assembly
AUGGGAAACGCCCACACAAAAAACAAGGCUCAACUGCCCGAAAGGACCAACACAUGGGUCACAGACAACGAAGAGGCCCCCGUCAUGAUCAUUGUUGUCAUCUGCAUCGUCUCCUUCAUAUCGUGCCAGCUCGCCGUUCGACGCCGUGUCCGGAUGCAUCCAGCAUCCAAGGGAGCUUCAACGCGGCCGGAGCUUACCAGCCACGAGGUGACCAAGGAGACCUCCAACUUCGAGCCCGAGGUUGCCCCCGACGUCGAGGAAGCUUCGCAUCACAACUCCCUGCCCCUCAUCCAAGUCGGCGAAGUUCGAGAUGCCAAGGAUGUCGAUUUCGUUGAUGACCCAGUGCCUCAGGAGCACGCAGUGGGUGGAACUUCUUCGGUUUUCGUGGAGUGCGGAUCCCGCGAAGCAGAUGAAGCGGAUGAGCGAGUCAAUGCGACGAGAUUCUGGACGGAGAGGCGGUUUUCGUGGAGUGCGGAUACCGUGAAGCGGAUGAAGCGGAUGAGUCAGCGAGUCAAUGCGGCGAGAUUCCGGACGGACAGGGGGCGCAGGUCGCCAUGUUCUCAGCCAGGUUCGAUGGCAGCGACGCAGAAAAGCUCCUUAGGGUGUGUAUGCGAUCCUGCGGGAUCGCGGGUACCCUGUGCUUAUGGUGAAAGCAGGUCCCGGUGA